Messenger RNA from Pelobates cultripes (western spadefoot toad), 16910 nucleotides. The record is from the annotation of a GenBank genome assembly. Lineage: Eukaryota; Metazoa; Chordata; Amphibia; Anura; Pelobatidae.
GCUGUCUCUAUGGUCCAGGGGAGCCGCUCUAGCCCCGCCUCGCUGUCUCUAUGCUCCCUGGGAGGUGUCAUGGCAGCCCUGCGUUCUCUCUUGCUGCUGUCGGUGUCCCUGGCGUUGUGCGCGGCCGUGUAUGAGGACCAAGUGGGCAAGUUUGACUGGUGAGCAAUGGACGGGCAGCGCUGGGGCCUGGGACCCGCCAGGGUAUCGGUAACAUUGUGUCACUACAGCAGCGGCCUCAGCGUGGGAGCCAUAACAAUCCUAUCAAAUAAUAUAACCCGGGGGGGGGCAUGGGAGGGCAGGAGGGGGGGAGAGAGAGAGGGCCCCUGGGAGGGGAGAGAGGACAGAAGGGCCCCUGGGGGUAAUGGGAGAGAGAGGGCAGGGAAGGGCCCCUGGGGGGGCAUGAGAGAGGGCAGGAAGGCCCCUGGGGGGGCAUGGAGAGAGAGGGCAGGAAGGGCCCCUGGGGGGCAUGGGGAGAGAGAGGGCAGGAAGGGCCCCUGGGGGCAUGGGAGAGAGGGCAGGAAGGGCCCCUGGGGGCAUGGAGAGAGAGGCAGGAAGGCCCCUGGGGGGGGGCAAUGGGAGAGAGGGCAGGGAAGGCCCCGAGGAAAAGUGGGAGAGAGGCAGGAAGGCCCCCUGGAGGGGGCAUGGGAGAGAGGGCAGGAAGGCCCCUGGGAGGGGCAUGGGAGAGAGAGGGCAGGAAGGGCCCCUGGGGGGGGCAUGGAGAGAGAGGGCAGGAAGGGCCCCUGAGGGGGCAUGGAGAGAGAGGGCAGGAAGGGCCCCAAAAGGGGAGAGAGAGGACAGGAAGGUGGCCCUCGGGAGUGGGGGGCACAUGGGAGAGAGAGGGUGAAGGGCCCCCAAAGUAGUGGAAAGAGAGGACAGGAAGGGCCCCUGGGAGUGGGGGGCAUGGGAGAGAGAGGGGAGGAAGGGCCCCUGGGGGGGCAUGGGAGAGAGGGAGAGGAAGGGCCCCUGGGGGGGGGCAUGGGAGAGAGAGAGUGGCAGGAAGGCCCUGAGGGGGCAUGGGGAGAGAGGGCAGGAAGGGCCCCUGGGAGGGGGGUAGAGAGAGGUGGCAGGAAGGGCCCCUGGGGCAUGGGAGAGAGAGGGCAGGAAGGGCCCCGGGGCAUGGGAGAGAGAGGGCAGGAAGGGCCCCUGGGGGGGGGGCAUGGGAGAGAGAGGGCAGGAAGGGCCCCUGAGGGGGGGGGCAUGGGAGAGAGGGCAGGAAGGGCGGGUGGCUAAUUGAACAGUGGGCAAUGCGUGUCAUUAGCUACAGAGAGGACUUUCAGGGCCCCUGGUUUGCCUAUUGAAGGUGGAGGGUAGUAAGUGGUUUAUUGUGAGAGAGUACGCUGUCAUAAAUCAUGUUACUGAAUUCUUAAUCUUUUUAUUUAUUUUGGGGAGUGGGGGGUUUCUUUCAAAAGCAGCUGAGAUGACUGACAGAUAAUUCACCUUUCAGACUCUUCAUGGGGAAUUCAUUUAAUAUAUGAAAGUCGUAGGUCUUGAAUAAUUCUACAGUUAAGAUGCGAUCAGUUCAAAAUAUAACCUUUCAGCAUCAUUUUUUCACCUUGUAUAUGGAGUCUUUCCUAUUUUGAAAAGCUCUGAAUAUCUAUUGCUACCGUGCAAUGAAGCUUGCAGAAAAUAGAUUGGCAUUUGUAGUUUUGAAUGAUCUGUGUGUUUUCGUUGCCCAGGAGGCAGCAAUAUGUGGGUCGCCUGAAGUUUUCAUCGUUGGAAUCUGGACAGGGAGCAAAAAAGCUGAUUGCAGUAACAGAGAAGAAUGUCAUUACAGCCUUGAAUUCCAGAACAGGAGAUAUUUGUAAGUGGAUCAUAUACUUUUUUUAUAUUGUAAUCGGAGCGAUACUUACUUUAGCCAUAAAAAAUGUUUGCCUUAGCUAGUAUCAAAACUACAUUCCAGCUUGUAGAUUGAUCGUGGAAGGCGAAACGGCUGAAUUAGUCACAAAGGUAACUUUGUUAGUGCAGCAGGCUUGUAAGCCCUGAGUUAGAUCACCAUCUGUAUCAUAUUCAUGCCAUACUAUCUUUUGCAGUGUGGCGCCAUGUCGAUAAGGACACCUCUGAGGGUUCUGUGGAUGCCCUUCUUAUGUAUGGUCAGGGUAAGUGUACUUUCUUUUGGCUGCAGUGAAAGUACAACUUAAAAUGUUGUGUUCAUUCGUCUCAGUUCCCUUGUUUUGUCUGCAGAUGCAAUUACUAUUUCUGGAGGGCGCUUGCUGCGUUCCUGGGAAUCAAACAUUGGAGCUCUGAACUGGGAAACUGUGCUCGAGCCAGCAACGUAAGAAACCUUCAAUUUUGGUGUUAAACGCAUUGUUCAUCACUCUUGUGUCUGAGAAGUUGUGGCCUAAAUGUAUUGAUUUUUAUUUUAAUGUACUUUGGGUGUAAAAUGUAAAAAACAAAAUUUGUUUUUCUUCUUGUUCUUUGGUGGAGGUGGGGGGGAUGCAUUCUAGUAAACUAUACUCUUUUCCCGUGGGUUGAUAUUGCACUAGAAAACACACUGGAUGUGAAGAUAAUUCAGUCAGUGCACAGUGCUUGUUAAUAAGUUUGGCUAAUGCCACAUAGUGAUAUGUUUCAUAACCAGUUCACUGACUGUGACUCUAUAAAGUCUGACAUUUACUGACUAUUAGUAUUUUAUCUACAGAAGUCACCAUUAAAGUCUAUUGGAAUAUUUGUAUAUAAAUCCUAUGGAAAGUUUUUCUAACAGAUUGUGAUUGGUUUGCCUGCACCCCUUAGUUUUCAGAUGGUGAGUUUUGCUGGUACCCAGGAGACAGCUCGUUAUGUGGCAGUAUUGAAGAAUUCUUACAUUGCACUUUACUUCCUUUCCAAUGGACACCAAAAGUGGUCUGAGCCUCUCCCGGACAGGUGAGACCUUGGAAUCUUUGUUAGAUACCUGUUGCCUGCUUUCUGUAUAUUUCUAUUAACAUUAAGCUAGAUUGGCCACGCAGGGGUCUUAUUGUCCUCUAUACUGUAAGCUGAUUAAUGCAUGGCUGUAAGCACACAAUCUACACACAAAGUACAUUCUCGCAGCCUCCACUACUGCAGUAAAUACAGAUGUAUACUUAUUUGACUGUCCCUUUCACCAUUAAUGCCUUGACUAAUGUUUUCACUAGUGAUACUGUGCAAUACCAGCUGCUGCACUCCUCCUAUAAAGGCGUGGUCCACGUGGUAGGGAUCGUCCCUCAUUCACACAUCAGUGUUCUGACCUUCAGCGUGGAGGAUGGAUCUAUCAGUAGCCGGGUUAGUUGAUGCGGAUAGAGCUCCUGGAGAUGGAAUGGGAGUCGUUAUUACUAAACAUUCACGGAUUUCUGUUUUCACAGAUUCAGGUGCCCACACCGUGGCUUUCCAGCCUGCAGGGCUUCUGUGGCGUGGUCGGAGAUGGUGUACUGAUUUGUGCAGAUGCAGUGUCUGUUUCACUCCACAUUCUUCCCUUGCAGUCUGGCGAGGAGAUGAUUAAGUAUCCACUGCAGGUUAGUCCUAACAUUCUACAGAGGUGUGAUCAAGCUUCAGUGGUGUAUCGUGCUGUUAUAUGUGUGAAUUGUUCAGCUCUUGCUCAAUGGCGUCACUGUUUCUUUGUAGUCCUUGGGUGUGGAACUGGUGGAAGACAUCAAGCAGCUGAGUGUUAUAACCGCCCCUCGUGGACCCGUGGGGAUGGCACUAUCACAAUUCUUCAUUCAGAUCAGCCCCCGGCGAUUCUUAUUAAUGCAGUAUCGAGAUGGAACAGUCAGCCCACUGCGGGACUUUCCACAGGUGCGGGUAUUCGUAUGGAAGGGCAGCAGCAUAAUCUGCGAGAUGUGCAAGAUUUUUUAUUAGACCUAACUAGCUUUAGCAGUGAAUCUUUACUGUAAUAUUGUCUGACUGCUGGUAUUUGCUGUAUUUUGGGUUAUAUUCUUCACUAAAGUAUCACACACUCUUCUUUCCUUUUACAGAUUUCUUUGGUGACAUUUGCUUCCACGGCAGACAAGACGGUAGCAGCUGUUAUGCAGUGCAAGACUGAUAUGGUUAGUUCACCAUACCAAGUAUUCAUGGCCCAUGUAGCGGAGAGCUGAUAUUCCACAGGUUAUCUCCACUCAAGAUUCCAGUGAGGCUCAGGAACAAGUAUUAAAAAUCCAUAAAGCAAUAAUUCCAGCAGGCAAGACAAUCCAAUAAUAUCCCAACAUCAAUCCCAAUGACUGGACGACACACAGCAUCAGGAGCAGAACUGAACUUUUAAUCACACAACCUUCUUUUAAAGCAUUCUCCCAUGCAAGGGAUGGAUUUACAGUAAUUACACAAUACACCAAUCAUACAUGAGUUGCCACCCACACAUCCCCUCCCUUUAGUAUGACACAUAAUCCCAUUAUGCAGAACACCGUUCCCCUAGUUUUCUGGGUAUACCCCUAAACAUAGUGGUACCCCUUUAAAUAUUACAUUCCCUGGAAGCCCUGAUCUGGGUGAGACACAUAUCCAAAAAUCACCCAUAUCGGACCAGGGGUUCGGGAAAUUCCUGGAGGUAAUAAAAAGACCGACUGCGCUGGAGUUAACAGCCGAAAGGGGUUCCAUACAUUUUGGCCCUGCGGUCGGUCACAGAAAAAGGGAAUGAAACACACGAAUGGCUUGGGUUAUGAAGACUGGGGAGGAUUCGGGUGAAUCCCCUUGUUCGUGGGGUUCUUUCUACCGAACGGGGAGCCAUUCGGUAGUUCUUACACGAAUUGGCAGCAGUGUGGAGGUCUCAGCGGUGUUUGUCUAACAGUGUCCGAUUUGAGUUCCAGACACUCAACGUCAAAACACCGCUGUUCAGGAGUUUUAAGAUGCCGCCGCCACGUGUUCGUCUCCCGAAUGGCAGCCACCCAGAGGACAAAGAACACACUACACAAAUUGCCAAUUACCCGUUUGCAACAUUGUUGCGAACGGUAAUUGGAGGCACACUUAUUCCUGGGGUGGUCUGAUUGUUCGGUAGUUUCACUCGCAUAAUAACUGGAGUGAUUUUACCGAACAAUCAGGCGAAUGCUGCGUACACUUUACAUACACAUGGCACAAUUUAACCGAAAACAUACGAAUACACAUAAUUCUGAGGACAGCCCAAUGCAAUCCGCUACAGCCCAUAUCUUAUGUAGAGUAGGCUAGCACUGCAACCAGUCCUGGUCAGUAUUACAUUUGCUGCCUCUGGGUCAAAACAAAACACACUUUUCCCUUCCCUUUGAAGUACCGUUUAACCUCAAGUAUGACAUAUCUUUCCCAAAUAACAUGAUAAUAUUGAAGGUCUGAAAUCACACAAUGUGCAUGUUCAGGAGGCUCCACAUCCAUAAUCUAAUAAUUGCAUGGAAGCCAAUCUUCAAUUAAUUUUAUUUAUUGAUUGGUAAGGUUUUUUUUUGCAUGCUUUCUUUUUGUGGGCAAUUGAAUGGUACAUAAGUAGCAAUAUAUAUGCCAUCAAUAUGACAGAAAUGGAUGAGGAUAGGGCUGGAUUUAACGUGUUACUUAACACCAAAUACAGGGAGAUUUAGAAACCUGUCUUGCUCUGAAGAUUGUUGUGAGGUUGUAAAAGCAUACCGUGUGUCCCCACAUUUACAACUUGUUACUUUUCUGUUCACGAAACCUUUUAUAAAUCUCUCUUCUUCAUUCCAAUUGUCUCUGUUUUCAGAAAUCCCAUCCUGAGACUGAGAAUCCAGCAGGUCAGAGCUGUGUCCAGGUAAAGCAGUGUCUGUGUCUUGCAACACUAUUGCCAUUGUCAGUAAUAAUAAUAUUGUGCUGUGUGGACUGCUACAUACUCUGUAGUUAUGGGGUAAGUUGUAAUCAUAAGUUGGGGAGCAGUAAAGAUGUGUUGCAUCACAUUCUUAAAUUUAUGCCAGGCCUUGCAGGCACUACUCUUUGUACAAGCUGCAAACUUCUCAUUCAGGCCCUGUUUUGUCAGUUUUUCACACAGGCAUAUUUGUUCCAAGACUAUACUCUGCCACUAUAACAAUUUCAAGUUGCCAUUUAACAUUACAGUUUAUUGCCAUGCAGCGUAUUACAGCAAGUGCAAAACACCAUCUUAUACAUUGCAUGACUCAUAUAUUCCUUAACUUCCCUUUUGUUUUAAUUCAUUCAGGAGCCUUGGCAUUGUCCUGGGCAGACUUACACCAUCAACCUGUACUUGGCAGAGAGUGGGCGACGUCUCUUGGAGACUACCAUGACAUUCACAUUGGAGCAGAAUUGCGUGCGACCAGACAGUGUAAGUGAAAUGGCAAAAAGCAGCUGCUUUUUUACUCUGGGCCAAAGACGUCCAUUUCCUCACCUUGUUGGAGACUUACUGGUUUGUUUUACGUUUUCUUUUCAGUUGUACCUACAGCUUUUUUUGAAGAAGGAUGACUCUGUAGGUUAUCGAGCCUUAGUCCAGACUGAGGAUAACCAGCUCCUAUUCCUUCAGCAGCCAGGUGAAUGCCAUCCCUGACACACUCCAUUAUUGACAAUUCACAUACCAGACCUCCAGCUUCCAGCAAACUGCCAGUACCAUGAACCAUUGCUAGCCACAUACUGUCUCUGGACCAGUGAAGGUUUAUGGGAGUGUUUUUAUUACCCCUGCUCUGUUCCUUUCAUUGUUUGUGUUUGUCACAGUCUUUGCUUUCUUGCAGGUAAAUUGCUCUGGUUGCGUGAGGAGUCUCUGGCGGAUGUGAUUACCAUGGAAAUGGUGGAUUUACCACUAACUGGUGCUCAGGCAGAGCUAGAGGGCGAGUUUGGAAAGAAAGCAGGUAUGAGAACUGUAUGAAGAGAUGUGGGGGUACGAGGAUCACAUCAUAUUGGUGUUAUUGGUUGGGAUGUUUACUCAUACCUCAAUUUCUUCUGUCUUGCUUUUUUUUUCUGCUGCCUGGACCCAGCUAUACAAGGUAACCUGGAGGAACUGUACCUGCAUCUGUUUUCCAUUACUUUUUAUUUUUUUGUAGAUUUGUUUAUCUCUUUACAAGGAAACAUGUAAUGGUUUCUUUGAAUAUUCCUGUUUGUAUUUGAAUGGGUAUUUUCUGGCUGUGCUUGUCGUGUUUUUUUUUUUGUUUUGUUUUUUAAUUCUCUUAAUAUUUUGUUGUAAAGUAUUUAUUUUAUUUAUUCCUCAAUGAUUUUCUUUGACUAUGUUCAUCUGGCAUAGAGGGUAGUCGUAGUGUGAGGAAUUAUUAUUGUUUAACCAGUCUUGAAGAAAACGGGCGCUUGUUUUUAUAAGCGCUAUUAUCAUGAAUGUAUAAAAUUGAAUAACAUAGGUGAUGCAGUCUGAAAAAUUGAGUUGCGGUGAGUUCAUCUGGUCAGCAGAGGGCGACUGCUGAUUAUCCUCUUUAUCUUUAGAUGGAUUGCUUGGAAUGUUUUUCAAGCGUCUAUCAUCACAGCUCAUAUUACUGCAGUCUUGGAGCGCUCACCUGUGGAAGAUGUUCUGUGAUGCCCGCAAGCCACGUAGUCAAAUCCGCAGCGAGAUCAACAUUGAUACUUUGGCCAGGGAUGACUUCAAUCUGCAGAAGAUGAUGGUCAUGGUGACUUCCUCUGGGAAGGUGAGACACCAGAAGCUGUCGUUGAACUGAUGGCUAGUGGUCUCCUUGUUGUUGGUAUUCUAGUGAGACAGAGGGAUCUGGGACUGCUAGAUAUGGUGUGACUGAUGGAAAUUACCUAACUUAGUGUGGUCUUGACAUCCUGUUUUGUUUGUUUGUAGCUCUUUGGGAUUGAGAGCAGUUCUGGCAGCAUCCUGUGGAAAUUUUACCUGCAAGGUGUGCUUCCUGGCUCCUCAUUCAAGCUGCUAAUACAGAGAACAACUGCGCAUUUCCCACAUCCCCCUCAGUGCACACUUCUAGUGAAGGACAAGGUAGGGCCAUAUCUCUAAGGUGUCAUCUGUUCAGGUCCGUCCAAAACGUAACCUUUAAUAUUCAUAGAUCGAUUAGAAAUCGCUACAAAUGCCGAAUAAAUCUUCUGUUUGUUUCUUUCAGGAGACGUCUGUGAGCUCGCUAUACGUUUUUAACCCUAUAUUUGGGAAACUAAGCCAGCUGACUCCUCCCCCUCUGCAGCGCCCCAUCAUGCAGUCCUUUCUCCUUCCCAUUAUGGAUCAUGAUUACGCCAAAGUGCUACUUCUCCUCGAUGAUCAGCACAAGGUGAGCUCAGUGGCCUUCACAUGAGGGAGAAGACACAAAGAGGUCGUAAUAACUGCUAAUUGGAUAGGCUCAGAGUUAGAGGAGGCUUUAUAAUGAUUUAUUUGGGGUUUUUCAAAACCAGCCUGGUUAAACGUGGAAUGCAUGUUCUUGUGUAAAUUUGUAUCCUUUGAGUGAGAGUUGCAUAUAGAAACUUUAAUGUAUUCAAUUCUUCUCACUGUUAGAUUUCCCAGCACACUGUUAUAAGAUUGUGACUGACAGACUAAAAUGGCCCUUAGUCCACUAGUUUGAAAGAAUUCAAUGUCUAGUUUACACUUUUGAGAUGCAUAUAGGCCACAAAUUAUAUUAUAAUAUAAAUUAUACUAAGGAGAUUGUCUAGGCAAAUGUUCACCCAAUAUUCUUUAAUGCAAUGUAUAGAUAGAUUAAUCUUUCCUACACAGGGAUAGUAGAUCAUAUUGCUGUCUACAUGACACUAAGACUGAGGCGUUAUAAGAUAACUCUCUUCCAUGGGAGUCUGUUUAAAGGAACAUUGUGCUCUUCAAUCACUAUCUACAUUGAUUAAAUGAGCAGUAUAGGGUCAGGAACACAAACGUGUAUUCCUGACCCUAUAGUGUUAAAACCACUAUCUAGCCCCCUUGACCCACUUUCCUCCCUAAAGAUAUUAAAAUAUUACUUGUAUUCAAGUCUGAAGCUGCUGCCUCUGCCUGUGAAUUUCCUCUGACCUCUUACUUCAUCAAAAGUGGUGGCUUGAAUCAACCACAAUGCUUCCCCAUAGGAUUGGCUGAGACUGACAAAGAGGCAGAUCAGGGGCAGAGCCAGCAUGAUUCAAACACGGCCCUGGCCAAUCAGCAUCUCCUCAUAGAGAUUAAUUGAAUCGAUGAAUCUCUAUGAGGAAAGUUCAGUGUCUGCAUGCAGAGAGAGGAGACACUGAAUGUUUGGAUGCAUUUUAGGCAGCCAUGACGCAGGAAGGAUCUCUAACCGCUAUCUAAGGAGUGGCCAGUAAAGUUAUCACUAGGCUGUAAUGUAAACACUGCAUUUUCUCUUAAAAGACCGUGUUUACAGCAAAAAGCCUGAAGGUAAUGAUUCUACUCACCAGAACAAAUUAAAUAAGCUGUAGUUGUUCUGGUGACUAUAGUGUCCCUUUAACUGUACAUGGGCCUGGUUCACAUAUACUCUAAUGAGCAAAUAUAUUCAGCAGCUCCAUUUCUCGAUGCUUAGCCAAUUAGCGGUGAUUUUCCAUGCUUUAUUUUAAUGUGAACUACAUAACUGCCUGGUUCACUGUUUUAGCAUCAGCCGAGCAACAGACCUUGCAUGUGCAGUCCAAUGCACAGUUUUUCUUAUUGUGCAUGUGCUACACACACACAUCAGGAUCAAAAUUAAUAUCAACUCAGAACAAACUGAUUGACAUCCCUAAUGCUCUGUCUAUAUCAGCUGCAAUUUUUACAAUUCAUUCUCUGCUGCCCCUGAAAUAAUGAAGAAUUUUACCUCCUCAUUAUCUGUACAAAUUUCGCAAAGAAAGGCCAUACAGUCCAGUGUUGGCAUUCUUUGCCGUCCCGAUAAAUUUGUAGGGUGUAUCUGUAUGGAUAAUCUAGAUAAAGCUUCUCACUAUUUGUCAUCCAAUGUUUUAAUUAGUUAAUGUGUUAAUUGUCAGAAAGUCAAAGGCCAUAUACAGUUGUAAGAAAAAGUAUGUGAACCCUUUGGAAGGAUAUGGAUUUCUGCACAAAUUGGUCAUAAAAUGUGAUCUGAUCAUCAUCUAAGUCACAACAAUAGACAAUCACAGUCUGCUUAAACUAAUAACACACAAAGAAUGAAAUGUUGCCAUGUUUUUAUUGAACACACCAUGUAAACAUUCACAGUGCAGGUGGAAAAAGUAUGUGAACCCCUAGACUAAUGACAUCACCAAGAGCUAUUUGGAGUGAGAUGUCAGCCAACUGGAGUCCAAUCAAUGAGAUGAGAUUGGAGGUGUUGGUUACAGCUGCCCUAUAAGAAACACACGCCAGUUCUGGGUUUGCUUUUCACAAGAAGCAUUGCUUGAUGUGAAUGAUGCCUCGCACAAAAGAGCUCUCAGAAGACCUACAAUUAAGAAUUGUUGACUUGCAUUAAGCUGGAAAGGGUUAUAAAGGUAUCUCCAAAAGCCUGGCUGUUCAACAGUCCACGGUAAGACAAAAUGGAGAACAUUCAGCACUGCUGCUACUCUCCCUAGGAGUGCAAGAGCACAGCGCAGACUGCUCAAUGAUGUGAAGAAGAAUCCUAGAAUGUCAGCUAAAGACUUACAAAAGUCACUGGCAAAUGCUAACAUCCCUGUUAGCGAAUCUACAAUACGUAAAACACUAAACAAGAAUGGAUUUCAUGGGAGGAUCCCACAGAGGAAGCCACUGCUGUCCAAACAAAACAUUGCUGCACGUUUACAGUUUGCACAAGAGCACCUGGAUGUUCCACAGCAGUACUGGCAAAAUAUUCUGUGGACAGAUGAAACCAAAGUUGAGUUGUUUGGAAGAAACACACAACACUAUGUGUGGCGAAAAAAAGGCACAGCACACCAACAUCAAAACCUCAUCCCAACUGUGAAGUGGUGGGGGCAUCAUGAAUUGGGGCUGCUUUGCUGCGUCAGGGCCAUAAAGGAUUGCUAUCAUCGAAGGAAAAAUGAAUUCCAAAGUUUAUCAAGACAUUUUGAAGGAGAACUUAAGGCCAUCUGUCUACCAAGCUGAAGCUCAACAGAAGAUUGGUGUUGCAAAAGCAUAGAAGUAAAUCAACAACAGAAUGGCUUAAACAGAAGAAAAUAUGCCUUCUGAAGUGGCCCAGUCAGAGUCCUGACCUCAACCCGAUUGAGAUGCUGUGGCAUGACCUCAAGAAAGCGAUUCACACCAGACAUCCCAAGAAUAUUGCUGAACUGAAACAGUUCUAUAAAGAGGAAUGGUCAAGAAUUACUCCUGACCGUUGUGCACGUCUGAUCUGCAACUACAGGAAAGUUAUUGCUGCCAACGGAGGUUCAACCUGUUAUUAAAUCCAAGGGUUCACAUACUUUUUCCACCUGCACUGUGAAUGUUUACAUGGUGUGUUCAAUAAAAACAUGGCAUCAUUUCAUUCUUUGUAUGUUAUUAGUUAAAGCAGACUGUGAUUGUCUAUUGUUGUCACUUAGAUGAUGAUCAGAUCACAUUUUAUGACCAAUUUGUGCAGAAAUCCAUAUCAUUCCGAAGGGUUCACAUACUUUUUCUUGCAACUGUAGCUGAACUGAAUUAAUAACGGACUUGAAAUUCACUUUGAAUUACUGGUAAUUCACCCUUUUGUCAAUAAGCCUGAUUUAGUUCUCAUUUUACAGAGUGAUAUUAAUGGUAUUGAGAAUAACCCAUUCAAUCGUUGCAGGUCAUCACCUUCCCUGCCACAAAGUAUGUUCUGCAGCAGCUGCAGGAAUUGUCCCCCACCGUCUUCUUCUAUUUGGUAGACUCUGAAAAAGGCAAACUAACAGGGCUUCGGCUGCACAAGGUACCCAUAAGCCAAGGAGCUUUAUAUUCCUUUCCUUCUCGCUCUCUCUUCUAAACCCGGUAAAUUUGUCCCCACUGCUUGUCUUCCUUUAGGAUCUUUCCACAGAGGAGAUUUGGGAACUGGUUCUCCCCCCAGAUCUUCAGAAAAUAACGGUUGUGAAGGGAAAGCGAUCUAAUGAGCAUGUCCACUCCCAGGGCCGAGUGAUGGGUGACCGGAGCGUCCUUUAUAAGGUAAGGAUGUGGGCCACAGGUUAUAUAGAAAGUAUUCCAGAAAGCUGGCAGGCAGUGUGUGGAGGAGACAGUGUAUCACUCCUGGCCAUUCCGAAUGUUUACAAUUCAAGGAGACCUGAACUGUCAUUUCCUUUUCCUCCCUUGUUUUUAUGUAUAACAUUUCUUCACUGUUCAUGUGGUUAUGAAGAAUCUCCUGUACACAGUCCAUAAUUGGGGCUGUUGAUUAGUCCAAUGCUUUUGGCACUCAGUAGAAUACAUAGAACUAUAUAUUUGUGUGCUCUGGUAUGCCAGGUAGCACCAUAUUCAAAAGAUUAAGAUUUCUUUUAUAGAAUGUGUUUAUUUGUCUCUGCCUUUUCUAUCUUAGUACCUGAAUCCCAACCUGCUGGCUGUGGUGACAGAGAGCACGGACACACACCCCGAGCGCUGCUUUAUUGGAAUCUAUCUCAUAGAUAGUGUCACAGGACGUAUCAUUCAUUCGUCUGUACAGAGAAAAGCUCGGGGCCCGGUGCAGAUUGUGCACUCUGAAAACUGGGUUGUGGUAAGAUCCCGUAACUCUCUUCUACGUCAUCUAUCCUGUGUGUAGUCUAAACGCCUCCCAAAACCCAAUCCUGUAACUCUCUUCUACUUCAUUUAUCCUGUGUCUGGUCUACACUCCUCCCAAAACCCAAUCCUGUCUUUUCAUACAGUACCAGUCCUGGAACAGCAAGUCUCGCAGGAAUGAACUGACUGUCUUGGAGCUGUUUGAAGGAACAGAACAGUAUAACAGCACUAAUUUCAGCUCCCUGGACAGGCCUCACCUUCCACAUGUCCUGCAGCAAUCCUACAUCUUUCCUUCUGCUAUCCGUGCACUCCAGGCAACUAUCACAGAACGUGGCAUUACCAGCCGCCAUAUUCUCAGUGAGUAUUGUAAUUAAGACGAAUAGAGCAUCAUGGGAAAUACGGUACAAACAGAAGAAUAUGCAGGUCCUUCAGUUACACCAAUAAGACAAAUGAAAUCUGUAUCCUGUAUUAAAGCUGCUAGAAACCAUGGGGUUCCGUGAAACUGCUCCAGUUAAAGGCAACCAAUAGUAAUGAAAAAAAAUAAUGUUUUAAUAAGUUAAAUAAAGAUUACUCACCUAGUUUCCAACGCCUGGAUUCCUCUGCUCCAGGCGCCUGCUCUGCCUUCAAGGGUUUUAGCUGCUGAUGUCCUCACUGUUUCCUCCAAUCCAUUGCUUCUCAUACAAAAGCAAUUGCUUGGAGGUACACAUGCUCGUCCAAAUGCUGCACUUCUCCAAUUAAAUGCUGCUAGCAGCAACAUUAAUUCCAAGAAAGACUUUUACUCCAUUUUGGAUGAGGAAGCGCCUUGGAUUUAACCCUGCAAUGUAAAUGUUUUAAAUUACAGGGUUAAAAGGACAGGGACACUGCACCCAGACCACUUCAUUUAGAUGGAUUAGUCUGAGGGCCUUUAGUGGUCCUUUAAUAAUGACAUUCUGUGGGAGUUUUGAGCAUAGGACAUAAAAUCUGAUAUUCGAUGGGUUGGGGCAAGCUGUUACUUUUAGAAAGGGUGAGAACAUAUUGGUAGUGCUAUGUAACUACAUGAUCCUAUAAAAAAAUCUCCUCUGUUAUGAGGUCUGAACGUCGUUUUCUAUAUAGGAACUAAAAAAGAUAACUGUGUAAAUAAAAUGUGUUCACAUAUUGGGGCAGCUGUUUUAAUGCAAAUUUUUUCCUGAUUAUUUAUUUUAACCAUCUGUGUGCUGCUUAUAAUAUUUCCACCCGUUGAGUUUACAGAGAGGUUCUUAGUGUAGGUUUGUGAAUGAAAUCAUUCUAGGCAUAAUUUUGAAUUUGUUUUUAUUCCUGUAGUUGGGCUGCCGUCUGGUGCUAUCCUGUCUCUCCCCAAAGCGUUACUGGAUCCACGCCGUCCUGAGGUUCCGACAGAAUACACUAGGUGAGAUCAUAGUCCAGCAACAGUUUGCAUUCCUCCACACAAAAUGUAUAGAAUGUUUGUAAUAUUGGAAGACUUACACCUAAACACAGAUCAUCUUCUCUCAAUUUUAAUACCUCCAAUAUAUUGUUCUGUGUUUGUUUCACUGUACAGGGAGGAGAAUUUGAUCCCCUAUACCCCUGAUAUUCAGAUUCACGCCGAGCGCUUUAUAAAUUACAACCAGACUGUUUCUCGAAUGCGUGGAAUUUACACAGCUCCCUCUGGCCUGGAAUCCACUUGUCUGGUAAGAAAUCUGUGGCUGUAUUGGGUUUAGUGUAAAAACUAUAUUAUUAUUUUAACAAACACACUGCACUUUUGGCUGGAAAAAUUCCAGCAAAAAGGAUACAGAGAAAUGGAUUACUGGGGUACUAAAAAGGGCCUAACCUUUAUAUUGACAAAUAUACAAAAAGAAAGAAUGAGGGGCAAAGAAUCCCCGAAACACCGGGAACAAAUCCCCUCAAAACUAGUACCCUCUCUAGAGCAAUAGAAAUAUUAUUAAUUCAAUAUUUUUAUGGAUUUUCGGCAAGCAGUAGAAGGUUGCUAUUUUGGGCUGACGAUUAAGAACAAAUUCAUACUCGUCACCCGAUAGCAACCCUCCACUGCGGCCUUCAUCCAAGAUUUCUUUAUAUUUUCCCAAAUAAUCAUUGGUAGGGUCAAAUUUCAGGAUCCUAUAUGUUUUUUCAUCACUCAAGGUACGUUCCACCAUCCCUAUAUAUUUGCUUGUAUCAAGGAUUACUACAUUGCCCCCCUUAUCGGCUGGCUUAAUAAUAAUACUAGUAUUUGCCUUAAGUGAAUCCAGAGCAAGCCUCUCCUUUUUAUUUAGAUUAUUAUUUGAGUGGUAAUCAAAAGAUUUGACAUUAAUUUUUUCAAUUUUGUUCUUUGCUGCCUCCAAAAAUAAUUCAAUAUUCCGGAAACCAGCAAAGUUCGGUGUAUAUCUACUUUUCGGUUUCAAAUCCGUACGAUUUAGGACAUUCGUUGUAUCAUUCUCCUCCAAGAGGGACAAUAGUGUGGUUAAACACUGAUAAUCUUUGGAUGUGAGUCCUAAGUCCCUCGCUUUUUUCUCAUUUUGUAUAUAAUGGAAUUUAAAUAAAGCGAGUUUUAGAACAAAAAGAUUCAAAUCUUUGAUCCACUCAAAUCUGUCAAAGCAGGUAGUUGGAACAAAAGAGAGACCCCUUUCUAAAACAUUAAUUUGGUCCUGAGAUAAUAUACAUGAGGACAGAUUAACAACCUGGGAUUUAGAGUGGGUUAAACCUAAAGUCUCAUUUAAUAUCGUGUCCUUCUCCCUCCUCCCCUUCCCCCUCUUCCUCCCCUUGGGGUUAGUCUGAUAUCUCGUACGUUGGCUUGGAAAUUCCUCCUGAUGGUGUAGGGCUAAAAAAUUCUCCCCUUUUUUAAGAAUCCCCUUGGGGUUAGAAUUACUCGUGGAGGUGGAAGGUUGUGUUUGGGAGUUGGAUAUAUUUUGUUGGCUACUAGAGUCUGUAUCGGAUGAGUCAUAAUCUGACGUCAAUAGACUGUUGCUAAUUUGAAGUAGCCUUUUUUCACUACUACUUUACUGGAAUUUUAGCAACUUAGUAUCGAGGUGCAUUAUUCAGUUGUGUGCACUUUAGGCUGAUUCUUAAUGUCCCUCUAUUCCUAGUUUAUAGCAGUUUGGUGUAUUACAAAAAUUAUAUAUGGGACUUUUAAUGUUUUUUCACUUUGUGUUAUACACGGUUAGUGGGUAAAUAGAUUUCUAUUGCUCUAGAGGGGGUACUAGUUUUGAGGGGAUUUGUUCCCGGUGUUUCAGGGAUUCUUUGCCCCUCAUUCUUUCUUUUUGUAUAUUAUUAUUUUAACAUUUUUUUUUUUUUUCUUCGUAGGUUGUAGCUUACGGCUUGGAUAUGUACCAGACAAGAGUUUAUCCUUCCAAGCAGUUUGACGUACUAAAAGAUGAUUACGAUUACAUCUUGAUCAGCAGUGUACUGAUUGGACUGGUUUUUGCCACUAUGAUCACAAAGAGACUUUCUCAAGUUAAAAUGCUGAACCGGGCCUGGCGCUAACACAAUUAAUUAGAUGGAGAACAAGCUCUUCGUACAAAGCAUCUUUAUGCAAGGAAAUGGACACUAGGUUCUGAUCGUCUGCAGUGAAUUAGUAAUUUAUUAUUCACAGAAACAGAGAAACUUCAAAGGGUCAUCAGGGAUAUUUGAUGACCGGGAGAAGGACUGAUAUCACAGCUAAUAUUUCUUGCCCCUUAUUCUAGUGUCUGACCUGCGCUACCGUCAUACAGUUAAUUAUCGCCUUAGCGAUUUGUCCAUGGUUCAAAUCCUUUUUAUUUUUUCUGGACAACAUUGUCAUUUCCUCAUCUGAUCGUAAAUCUGCACAGUCAUUUUUUUUUUUUCCUUUUAUUUCCCUUCUAUGUUAAUGGUUAAAUUCCCCUCUUGCCAAUCUUUUAUAUAUUUAUUAUGUUUUCUUCCCUGAUUUAAAUAACAGGGUGCCACCAUUUUGUUUUCCUCUGUCUGUGAUCUCUGCACUAUCCCAUUUUGUGUGAUUAUUUUAAACUGUUGGAUUGUGGGUGAAUUAAGUUGUCUACUGAAAUGAAACUUCCCUUAAGCUUUAUCUUUUCCUUCUUCCAUAUAACUAAACCUCUAAAGGUGAUUUAAACAUAGUAAGAAAACAAGGGGUUAAGGGGGACACAAAGUUUUAUUCCUAAAACUACAGUGCUCUCUGAUUGUAUAUAUAUAUGUGUAUAUAUAUUAUGCAAAACAUAGCAUUGCCAUAUUUGGUGUUCAUUAAGGGAGGAAUCUGCUCUACAUGGGGCUGUAGAUUUAAAAAUCUGUUUAUUUUAUGUCUGCUGAAAAUAUUAGUUUCCCAAAUUGAUGUGGCAAAAAAAAAAAUACUAGCAUAGGCCAUUUUAUUUCUAAUACAAUGUUUUUGUUUAAAUAUAAGCAUUGUAAUCACACUGGACCCAGAAUAUCUAAAUUUAAAAUUAUAAAACUAUCAUGACUUGUAAAGAGCCACUAAAAUGUAGGUAGAAGCAAAGUUAAAAAAAAUAUAGCCACAAAAUGUGGAUUUUUAAAUGGCUAUCUUUUUUAAGUCUGCACAGUCUGUUUAAAAUAAACUUGUCCACAAAUUGUAAGGAUGGCAUCCGGAUAGGUAUAACUGUAGUGAGUUAUCCACACGUUCACAGAUUAAAUUUCUGAC